Myotis brandtii (Brandt's bat) is the source of this 1885-nucleotide messenger RNA. RefSeq names its product chromosome unknown open reading frame, human C2orf49 (gene TSLIG2). Gene Ontology annotation, cellular component: tRNA-splicing ligase complex. The transcript has 3 exons. Gene Ontology annotation, biological process: embryonic morphogenesis. Lineage: Eukaryota; Metazoa; Chordata; Mammalia; Chiroptera; Vespertilionidae. The coding region runs from base 1279 to 1761 and encodes 160 amino acids. The record is from RefSeq and is a predicted model, not a curated record.
GGAACACCGCACGCGCACCCCGGUUGCAGACGAGGACGCAGGGGUGAACUGCCCCCUUUCGGGGCACCCCGUGGUGGUUGCGGUGCAGGAUCAGCCAGGAGAAGAAUUCGGGGUUCUGCGCUCUCGGUGUAGCGUUUGCUCUUUCUCAGCUAAUGUGGCCGCUCAUAGUAGGCGAAAAAGAAGACACAAAGUGAUAAAUUUUGUGUAAAGUGGUAGAGAAUUACUGAACGUUUCCUUGGGGUUUUAUGUAUAGCACCUUGUUUUUCUUGUGUUUCCUCAACCCUCCGUGCUGCAUCUUUGUCUAAUCUCAUCAAGCCCUAGCUCAGCCGGUCAUGUUAGUGAUGUCAGUUACCUUUUGCCUGUGUUUCUCAAACCUCUUAGGCACAUCAGAGUCACCCAGGACUGGUUAACACACAUUUUGCGGGACUCAUCCCCUCUGUGUCGGAGUCAGUAGUUCUGAGAUGUGGCCUGAAAAUCUGCGUGUGUUUUUUUAGCAAGUUCUCGCUUCAAGUUCAGGGACCACAGUUAGCACCGCUGCCCCUCAGCAGGGCCUCCCCGUCUAACCUGCCAGUGUUUCUGUGGGACACUGUCUAUGGGACCCUUGGGGUUCCCACAUGUCUCCCAGUGAGUGAGUGCAGGUGCAAGUUGAUGAUAAAGGCCCAUCUGGUAUAAGACAGAAAAGGAGCAAAAUUGUGCUUUUAAGUUUUUAAGGGGAAAAAAGGAUUGGGAAAAGUUUCAGAGGACAUAGAUUGGAUGUGUUUAGUCAGUUCUAAGCACAGUGUUCCCAGAAUGGUAGGUGAGCCCGUGAUCACAUCUCCAUUCGGGUUUCCUUCGCUGUUCUCCUCAUCGAUGAGGAUGGUGUCAGCGGACGCCCCUAUUACCUGGCAUGUUGGCUGAACACUGGACAGUAGGGCUUGUCACACAGACGACAUGUGGCCAUUGCUGGUCAGAGGAGGCUGAACCUAAUAUUUACAGAGCUUGACCUACUUAUAAUACCGCUUUUUCAGUAUUAUAACGGACCCUUAAGCAUGUGUCUAAUUGUAACAGUGGUUUUAUAAUUUGUUAUUUAAGCAGUAAUGUUCUGCCCUGUUAGGCAGGUAGUUUGUUAGUUGUUAAAAGAAGGAUGUUGUUUUGAACUUACUUUUGUUUUCUUUUCCACAGAAGAACAUAGCUGUUGAAAGUGAUGUAAGAAUAAACAAAGACAAUCUUACUGAUCUGUAUGUUCAGCAUGCAAUACCGUUGCCUCAGAGAGAUUUGCCAAAGAAUAGAUGGGGGAAAAUGAUGGAAAAGAAAAGAGAGCAACAUGAGCCAAAAAACGAGACUAAAAGGAGUAGCACUGUAGACGUGUCAAAGAAAAGACCUCUCAUUGUGUUUGAUGGAAGUUCAACAAGCACAAGCAUAAAAGUGAGAAAGACAGAGAAUGGGGAUAAUGAUCGACUCAAGCCUCCCUCUCAGGCAAGCUUUACCAGUAAUGCCUUUCGAAAAUUAUCAAGUUCCUCUUCAAGUGUGUCACCCCUAAUUUUGUCUUCCAAUUUGCCUAUGAACAAUAAGAUGGAACACAAUAAUAAUGACACUAAACAGAACCAUGACUUAGCGCAUGGGAAAAGUCCUUUGGGCCCCGCGAAGCUGCCGCCUUUGUCCCCAGUGGGAACUACUCCAGUGAAGCUAAAGCGAGCUGCUCCGAAAGAAGAAGCCGAGGCCGUGGAUAACCUGAAGCCACCAGAAACAAAGAGGAAGAUACAACACGUUACAUGGCCAUGAAGGAAAGUUUCCAAAAAUGUAAAUAUAACUGUAGUUUUCAAACAGUUCACAUAUAUUGACAGUAUUUACAGAGAGCUUGAUUAUUUUGAAAAUUUUCUAAAGGUUUAAAAUUAGGUUAAAAAAA